GGCGGCGUGUGCGUGACGCAGUUGCCCAUGGUAACCCCGGAGCCGCGCAGAGGAUGGGUUUACUGUCAAUCCUGCGUAAACUGAAAAGCACCCCAGACCAGGAGGUGAGAAUUCUCCUCUUGGGACUGGAUAAUGCUGGCAAGACCACGCUCCUGAAGCAGUUGGCAUCUGAGGACAUCAGUCACAUCACACCAACACAGGGCUUUAACAUCAAAAGUGUACAGUCUCAAGGCUUCAAGCUGAACGUAUGGGACAUAGGUGGACAGAGGAAGAUCAGGCCAUAUUGGAGGAACUAUUUUGAAAACACUGAUAUUCUUAUCUAUGUCAUUGACAGCGCAGAUAGGAAGAGGUUUGAAGAAACGGGUCAGGAGCUGGCUGAGCUUUUGGAUGAAGAGAAGCUCAGUGGAGUCCCCGUGCUCAUAUUUGCUAACAAGCAGGAUUUGCUGACGGCCGCCCCUGCUUCGGAGAUUGCCGAGGGCCUGAACCUCCACACGAUCCGUGACAGAGUCUGGCAGAUCCAGUCCUGCUCGGCACUUUCGGGAGAGGGGGUCCAGGACGGCAUGAACUGGGUGUGCAAAAAUGUCAAUGCAAAGAAGAAAUAAAGCGCUCUGAGCUGCAUGGAAAUGGAGGAGCGGUGGGAGCAGAAUUCUAGCCUGAAAACACUAAUUUGCUGCUUUCUGACCAAAUGUUUUUCCAUCUGUGCACAGCUACAGCUGUUAAAAGAAAAAAAAAAAGAGAGAAAAAGAAAGGGAACAACAUCAGUUAAAACCUACUGCUGGAUUUGGAACUUGACCUGCUCUUUAGUACCAUUUUUUAUCCCAAUAAAGGAAUUAUAUAUUUCCUCCCUACGCAUAAAUAGUAUUAAACAUCUGAGCAGCAGGGCAGGUUGUAAGCAGGAGCAGGAGCAGGGGGAGCGGGAGCCCCUGCCCUCGCUUAGACCCGCGUUAGAGCUUGCCCUGGCCCUGUGGGCUUGCGGUCGCUGAGGCCGCUCUCAGUCCCAGAUUCCCCCCAGUGACGGAUAAAACGCCAGUUGGUUCCCAAUUGUGAGUAGUUUCUUUUUAAAAAAAAAAAAAGGCUGCUAAGAAGCCAUUUGUGUAAGGAGGGUAGGAGGCUUCCACACAUUCCUGUAGCCAUAAAAGAGGAGUUUGAUCCUAACGAGACGCUGUUGCAUUGCGACGCCGCUGUAGGAGGAAGAGGAGGGUUGUGUGUGUGUAACUGAAGCUCUUUACAACGGGAGCAGUGCAGGAUGAGCAGGAUGAGCUGCCCAGGGCUCUUCCCGCAGCUGAAGGAGAAUUGAGCCCAGCGUUUCACCUUGAGCCGGCAAAAACGUGGAUCCUCUGUUCAGUAAAGCUCCAUGUGUGAGAUCAGCCUCGCUGCCGAACACUCCCCGUUGAUUUUCCCUUGGUGUUAAGGCAGCUCUGCAGCAAAACGCAAUUAAGCUCAUGAUUACUUUCCACAAUGAGAUGCCA
Nothoprocta perdicaria is the source of this 1469-nucleotide messenger RNA. It is a transcript of the gene ARL3, whose product is annotated as ADP ribosylation factor like GTPase 3. Gene Ontology annotation, cellular component: microtubule cytoskeleton; cytoplasm. The transcript has 6 exons. Bases 54 to 602 code for a protein of 182 amino acids. NCBI's taxonomy places the organism in Eukaryota, Metazoa, Chordata, Aves, Tinamiformes, Tinamidae. Gene Ontology annotation, molecular function: GTP binding; GTPase activity. Gene Ontology annotation, biological process: cilium assembly. The record is from RefSeq and is a predicted model, not a curated record.